GAAGCAUUCACUGCAAAACUAUUAGUAUGUUCGGUCGUAAAAUAUGUAAUUUUACGAACGGUUUAUUUGUAAGAUAUAUUCAUAAGACAACACCAUCUUAUAAAGCAAGAGCUGGUCGUUAUCGUCCUACAACACACAAAACAUUGCCUUUGACAUAUGAGCAAUCUCAAGCUCCCUAUUUAAUAGGUGUUAGUAAAACAUGGAAUUCAAUGAACACAAGUACAAUAAAUGAAGCACAUGAACCAUGUAUUGCUGGAGAUAUUGCUAUUCAAGAUAACUUUAUCAGAAAAUUUAUGUAUGGCACAUGGCCUAAACUUUUCGUCACAGAAUUAUUUAUUAAACGUCGAUAUAACAUGAUCUUUAUUGGAGGAAUAGUUCAAAGAACAAUAAUACCUCGAAAACUUUAUUUUUUAAUUGGCUAUACUGAAGAGUUGCUAUCUAAUUUCCUUAAAUGUCCAGUUAAAAUGGAAAUUCAAACUGUUGAUUCUAUGAAGGAUGUUAUAUUUAAAUAUGUUUAACAAUUUUGAUAUGUGUACAAUAAAAAUCAA
Messenger RNA from Gordionus sp. m RMFG-2023, 548 nucleotides. RefSeq names its product small ribosomal subunit protein uS3m-like. The record is from RefSeq and is a predicted model, not a curated record. Lineage: Eukaryota; Metazoa; Nematomorpha; Gordioida; Chordodea; Parachordodidae. The coding region runs from base 27 to 518 and encodes 163 amino acids. Gene Ontology annotation, biological process: translation. Gene Ontology annotation, cellular component: mitochondrion. The transcript is spliced from 3 exons.